Molecule: messenger RNA, 3016 nt
Organism: Glossina fuscipes
Lineage: Eukaryota; Metazoa; Arthropoda; Insecta; Diptera; Glossinidae
Exons: 6
Coding region: 386-2893 (835 amino acids)
Biological process (GO): potassium ion transmembrane transport; stabilization of membrane potential
Cellular component (GO): membrane
Molecular function (GO): potassium ion leak channel activity
Source: RefSeq, a predicted model, not a curated record
AAACAGAAUAAAAUAUAAAAUAAAUAAAUUGUGAGCAUAAAACUGAAGAUUAUUUAUAUUAAAUAUAUUAUUCCAUGCAAAAUGUAUGACGAGACUAUAUCUAAGUAUAUCGAUGUACAUAUACUUGAUAAUCUUAUAGUUAUAUGAAAAGUAAAAAACGAUUUUUAACGCAAUUAAAAUCUAUCUGAGAUGGCUUAUGAUAAAAUAUUUAAUGCUUGGUAUUUACGUGAAUCAAAUCAUCGAAUGCCUAAACCAAAAUUAUAAGGAUUUUCGGAAAUAUAUCUCUUAUAUCAAAAGGAUGGAUAUGGAUAUGAUGUAAUCUCUAACUUACAAUCACUAACAAACCACAACCACAAAUGAGGUAAUCUCAAAAAUUUUUAUAAACAUGGAUAAUCAACAACAACAACAACAACAACAACAGCAGCAGCAGCAGCAGCAGCACUAUGCAACUACUGGCAGUGCUGCAGUACAGCCAGUCGCCACCUUAACACAACCGUUAAAUUCAAGCAGUGAAUAUGCAAACAUACCCAGUUCGUAUAUGACAAUUGACAUGAUUCCACCCCCGCCACCGGCAGUGCAAAGCAUAUCAACACCAGGAAGUUCUACUACCACGUUUAAGACUCCACUUUUACCCAUGCCAACAUUAGAGGAUAUUGAGGCUGCAACUGUCAGUCAGCCUAUAAUAGCUGGUAGUAUACGUAAGUAUCCUUCGACGAGUGCGACAACAAAUGUUAUACCUUUGAGUAUGCCACCACCACCAUUGGGUGUAGGACCAGGACCACCACCUGGCGUUGUUGGUAUCGCAUCGUCGCUAACACCAACUGCCACAUCAGCUGUAGUCGCUACCGGCAAUCUUGUCAGUUUGACUAGUACAAAUAUUGACGCGACGACAUGUGGCACUUUAAAAAGUACGGCCAAAUUACAAACACCCGCCACGCUGACCGCAACAAGUAAUAUUGCUGCAGGCAAUAAUAAUUGCAAUACUGCCGCUACGACUUCCACCUCCGUUUCAGGUAAUAGUGGUACAAGCGUGCCACCACCACCCCCUCCGUCGCAUACAUUACUCACUUCAACUGCCAGCUCAAGCAAGAACAGUAGUCGUAGUAAUUUACAACACAGACCCGCCUCACCCAAGUGCUGUGCUUGUUUCGGUUCUGGCAACAAACAGGGGCGUAACUCUUACAACAACAAUUCAGCUAACACACAUCCUACAAAGUCGUCAGGCUCAACGCUAUCAACGAAAUCGAACACAGCUGGCAACACAACGAAGAAGAAUAGACGACGACACCGUAAACACAACUCUCAAACAAUUUGGUCUGCGGUUCUUACCAAUCUGGGCAUAUGUGCUCUUUUGUUAGCCUACACACUGUUAGGUUCCUUUAUAUUCUUAACCAUUGAGAGCGAAGACUCGCAGUUAUUACAACAGCAAAGAACAUUGGCCUCCACUAAAAGGGGUGGAAACGGUGCUGGUCCCACACAUACAUUGGGACGUAGUGGGAACGCUAAUAUGAACAGCAACAACAUUUAUCAUAAUAUUCAGCUUACACAACAACAACAACAACAGCAGCAACAACAGACGCUACAACAGCAUUUGGAUAAUGGCACUUUAGUUAGUCCUGCCAUCUCAUCAUCAUCAUCUUCAGCCACAGCAUCAUUAGCAUCAUCCUCGUCAUCGUCAUCGUCAUCGUCAUCGACAUCUAUGCUAGAGGGCAUGCUCAGCAUGAAUGGCAAUAAUAAUGAUUUUGUUUAUGGUGACGACGCCACACCUCAAUACGCUUUAGCCCCGGAUACCUAUGAUGUGCGUCAACGUACCAUUGAGAAUAUAUGGGAUAUAACGGUUUCCCUUAACAUACUAUAUAAGGAAAAUUGGACAAAAUUGGCUGCUCUGGAAAUUGCUAAAUUUCAAGACCAAUUAAUCAAGAGACUGAACGAGGAUGCUCUUCUACAAUUAUCGCCCGAAACGGAUGUCAAUGGUAAUAACCCCGCAACGGAAGCCGUUCUGCUUUACCAUCAACAUCAUGGCGGCACACCAGCACAUCACUUGCAUCACUCACAUUUUUAUCAUGAAUGGAAUUUUGCUAAAGCAUUUUUUUACUCGUUAACCGUGUUAACAACAAUAGGUUAUGGGAAUAUCGCGCCUCGCACUACUUUAGGACGUUUAGUGACACUGGCUUAUGCAUUUUUUGGGAUACCUCUGACGUUAGUAUAUCUUUCUAGUACGGGUGGCAUAUUGGCGAAAGUAGCGCGCGAAGUCUUUUCAAAGGCUUUAUGUUGUUGCUUAUGCUCGAAUUGUGGUUACUGCUGUUACGAUGAGAAACGUAUGGCUGAGAAGGAGAGACGAAUGAAACGGAAACGCCAACAAGAGGAAUUGAGGAAACAACAACAGGCGACCAUUCAAGAGCCAUAUUAUGUACGUUCAGGAUCUAUGGCUGAUGCGUAUCAAACGCCUGAAAAACAAUCAUUAGGUAACAGUAGUCUACAUAUGCCCGAUUUGGAUUCAGUAAGUGCCAGCGAAUCGCGCGGCAGUAUGCACGGUUUAGCGAUAUUGGCGCCAGUUUUAUUAUGCUUUAGCAUGAUGAUCAUUUAUAUAUUAUUUGGCGCUGCGGUCUUAUACCGUUUAGAGGACUGGCCUUUAUUGGAUGGCAUUUACUUUUGUUUUAUGAGUCUAUCAACGAUCGGUUUUGGUGAUAUGAUGCCCGGUUUCCGACGUGAUUCCACAACUACCAUAUGGUUUUGUUCGAUUUACAUAAUGUCUGGUAUGGCUUUAACGGCCAUGUGUUUCAAUGUUAUACAUGAGGAGAUUGUGAAUCGUAUAAAAAUUGUUGUAGAAUUUAAAAAGACUUCAACAAUGGAAACAACGAACGAGGAGCCUGGUUAUUAUAUGCCACCUUGACACUAUGAAAAGAAAACCAAUUUAUAUCCAAGAAAUCCCACCGAAGAAACUUUGGUUACCGGUACUCCAACUUCUCUAGUGUUUGGAAGUCAUCAGGAGAAUGAAUUAAAUAAUAUGCACGUC